Molecule: messenger RNA, 1983 nt
Organism: Mollisia scopiformis
Lineage: Eukaryota; Fungi; Ascomycota; Leotiomycetes; Helotiales; Mollisiaceae
Product: HET-domain-containing protein
Exons: 6
Coding region: 1-1983 (660 amino acids)
Source: RefSeq, a predicted model, not a curated record
AUGGCAGGCGACAGCCUAGCGUGGUUGAGCCGAGCGAUCAAGAAGCUCACAGUCACAAAAAAUUCGGAGCUUCAAGGAGAAAUCAGUGGCAAGGAGCGGACAAAAUGUACGAAGACAGUGCUAGACAAUAAAGGCCGAGAUAAGUUUGACAAGAACGAGAGACAUUCAGAGACCGACACGAAGGCCGAGGCUGAAGUCAGAAAUAUUCGUCCCGGGCCAAGUGCCACUGAAUUGACAUCUCUUUAUCAACCACUCGAUAUAGAAUCGAAAGAAAUCAGGGUUCUGUAUCUGGUUCCAGGAGCAUGGAACGAUAUGAUUUGUUGCACGAUGGAGACUCGGUCUCUAAGCGACGCAUACCGGAAAUACGAAGCUUUAUCCUACGUAUGGGAUGCUGAACCAGGUUUCCAAGCAAUUGUUGUCAAUGAGCAACCUCUUUCCGUCAAGAGAAAUCUCUUCCUUGCCUUGCGGCGUCUGCGGAAGUCGAACGAGCCCCGAAUCAUGUGGGUAGAUGCAUUGUGCAUUAAUCAGCAAAGCAACGUCGAGAAGUCUCAUCAAGUCGCCCUUAUGAGAAACAUUUACCGGUCUUGUGUGCGGGUUUAUCUUUGGCUUGGAGACUACUCCACUAAUCCCUCCGACACUCGAAGCGUGGAGGAUGAAAUAAACAUCUUCACGAGCUCUCGUGCUACGACAAAAAAGAAAGACAAAAGGCCUUUUCACCCUGAGAUCCUCGAUGCUUAUAUAUCUCUGGUAUCGUCACCAUGGUGGGACAGACUCUGGGUGGUACAAGAGAAGAUAUUAUCCCCCGAGUGUCUCUUAAACGAGGCGAUGCUGAAGAGCAUAAGAAAAAUCAGAGACUUCGGGCAAAUGACUGAUCGCACUAAAAGCUGGAUGGACUUUUAUCGCUUCAUUCUACACCACCGCAAUAGAAAGUCCAGCGAUCCUCGAGACAUGGUUUAUGGAUUGUCUGCACUGGCACCACAUAUUCCGCCUGAGUUAAUCGCGGAUUACUCGCUCAGCAAAGAAGAAAUAUUUGAACGUCUUGUCCUUUUGUUCAUCAAAGAGCAUGGUACACUACAUGCUCUCAGAGGUCAAAGGACUUUGAUUGAAAACUCGAAGAGCUGGGUGUACGACUGGAGCUCGGAUGUUGAUGAUAGGCUCUGGUAUCAGGAGAGCAUGAGACUUGAGAUCGUACUUUACAAGGCUUCUAGAAAUAAGAAACCUGUGGUAGAGAGUUGUAGUGACGGACAACUCUCUGCUGAUGGGGUAUUUUUUGAUCUUGUUGCUGAGAGAGGACAGACCUGUGAUAAUUCACCCGAGAGCAGGAUAAAGUCCUUGCGGGAGUGGUACAAUUUAUGUCAGAAUGCCAGCAAGCAGAUGCCACGAAGCAUGUGGCGAGAAGACUUUCUCCGCACGGUGAUUGGCGAUGUGGCUUAUAAAGUCGACAACAAUGGUAUCAUGAAAAUCGGCAUGAGAACUCCAGCAGAUAUGAAAGAUGUGUUCGACGACUGGUUAGUGUAUAGAGAACGACCUAGCCAAUACAAGAGCACUGGUGACUCUGAUCUUGCUAUGUUCGACGACCUGGUCAAGACAAUGGCAACAGGCUUGAAGUUCUUCCUCACCGAGAAAGGAUACAUGGGACUAGGUAAUCCUGAAAUUGGUGAUGAGGUUUGGGUUUUGCUUGGUGGUGAUAAACCAUUUCUCCUCCGGCCACUUCCGUCUUCGACGAGCCACUGGCUCAUUGGGGACUGUUUUGUGAUGUACCUCGAGCGGGAAGCGUUGCGGUCCACUGAGACUUUGAAUGAGCUUGGGGUGAAAACGAGGCUGGUGUGGUGUGGUGAAGAGGGAAAGAAGGCAUUGGCAAAUGGAGGAGACUCUGUCUGGGAAGUUGAUAGCGAGGUGGAUUCGGAAGAUGCGAGGGUGGAAAGGAAGGAGCACAGAAGGCAAAGCAAGUACGAAUCGAAACAUUGGCAAGGGUUGAUUUGA